Molecule: messenger RNA, 1384 nt
Organism: Cyprinodon variegatus (sheepshead minnow)
Lineage: Eukaryota; Metazoa; Chordata; Actinopteri; Cyprinodontiformes; Cyprinodontidae
Product: alpha-crystallin B chain-like
Exons: 3
Coding region: 1-495 (164 amino acids)
Biological process (GO): response to heat; protein refolding
Molecular function (GO): protein folding chaperone
Source: RefSeq, a predicted model, not a curated record
AUGGAUAUUCCCAUUCAGUACUCUUGGUACCGGCGCGCCUUCCCAAGCCGGUUUACGGAGCUCUCUUUGGCAGAAUCUCUCGCUGACUUUCCACUGAUGGGACCCUUCUCCUGGAACUUCCCCUGGAUGAGGCCUUCAUUCAUGCGCUGGUUAAACUGGCCAGAAAAUGGACACAGUGAGAUGCGAAUGGAAAAGGACCGCUUUGUUAUUUAUCUGGACAUGAAGCAUUUCGCCCCUGAAGAGUUGUCAGUUAAUGUCAGCGACGAGUUCAUCACAGUGCUCGCCAAACACGAGAACAGACAGGAUGAUCUCGGCUUUGUGUCCAGAGAGUUCCUGAGGAAGUACAGGGUCCCAUCUGGAGUGUUAGCAGCUGACAUCACCUCCAAUCUGUCGUCUGAUGGCGUGCUGACAAUUACGGUGCCCCGGUCAGCCCCAGGAGCAGACCGCAGCAUUCCCAUCUCCUUUGAGGACGGCACACAGAAACAAAAAAUGUAGAGCAAAAUGAUUGCCCUAAAAGUAAAAAAAAGUACUAACUUACUAAGAUUUGUUUAAGUGUUGGCAUUUCAGUUCUCUUAGUAGAAUAGGGAAUUUAAAUAGAUCCCUAGCCUGCUAAUUGACAUUUCACUUAAGUUUAACCGGCUGAUGUUAAGCUAAAAAGGAAUCCAUUUUCUUAUCAUAUUCCUUUCUGGAAAACAUGUAAUUUAUCUAGAUUUUACCGAAAACAUUUAUGGAGAUUAAACUCUAACCUUUGGAAAGCCAGUCUGCUCAGUUGGGUGCAGGGGGAGUUAAGACAGCUUUAAAAUCUCAAGUCUGAGGCUAACAUCGUGAGUUUUUAUACUGAAAUGCCAACGGUGCUGUGUUUUCAAUGUGACAAUGGCUCGGUUUCUGUAAGAGGUGAGGAGCAGCAUCAGUAGAAGCACUUGAUUGUUUUUUUUGCUUCAUUUAUAAAUCUACAGAAGGAAUUAGGGACAUGUUUGUGCCUAGUUGAAAGGACAGAUGAAAAAUGAGCAGUGAGGAGUAGGUUUCAGAGAAUAAACAGAGGAGGGGAUUUUAUUUUCAGAUAUCUUGUCUAUAUGUACUGUAUGGAACAGUGAGUUUAUUUUUACUUGUAAACUCAACCUACUUGCGUUAGUAUUAAACUGGCUUGGACCACUGGCAUAUUAACACAGAAAACACUAUUUAGAAUAAAUAUUGAAAGUCAAACUUGUGUUGUUUUGGAUUUUUUUUGUCCCCUUAUCCUGUUGAAAUUAUAACUUCAUCCAAUGUUGGAGACUGAAGAGUCAAACUGUUUUCACUUUUCUGACAAAUAUUAAGUCAUUUAUAAAAUAAUAAACCUUUUUAUUGUUAUCAUGUUAACUCCUAAAUGAUUUGGUCAGAUGUCAGC